UUAUCAAGUAGAAUUUUUGACACUAUCGAUUAAACGAAGGUUCAGCGCAACAUUAGUAUUGGAAACUAAUAUAUUAAGUUUUGUUUCUUUAAAGAUAUUAUGUAGCUUAUAUUCCAUAUUCCCCAGCAAUACAUCUGAGUUCGGCUUUAGUAUAAACCACGAUUGAUUUUUGGGUAUACUAGAAGCAUCACUUAGUCUUCACAAUAUCAAUAUUCGAUUGAGCCGUACAUUCUUUUAAAUGCAAUAAUUUAAGGAUCAGUUCUUUUUUUCAAUAAAACGGAGUUUUAUGAGUAGGUAUUUUCCUAUAAUUCUUCGUCAUGUUUUAAACAAGAAGCGUUGAAUGAUGACGCGACUACGUGGUUCUAUCUUUUGAAAGCCUUAGGGGCUUCGCGCUCCAUAACAUAGGGCCGCAACGGAGAGGAGAGUUUGCGGCGAGCACAGCAGCCAUCUGGUAGCAUCUGGAAUGGCCAUAGGUUGUGUGUAGUAACGAGCGUGUAUUCGCCUUAGUACGACGCUGUCUAUCUCCGUUCUUGACCAACCGGUCAGCCACAGGUUCAACCCAGGACAAAGUGGCAGAACGGUACUCUAGCUCCGAGACAACCCAGACGUGGUGCGGCCAGUUGCCAGCCAUCAAUAAGAUUAAAAUCAGUGUGCCUAACGGCUAGCACCAUUGACAGUGUAAAUUAGUAAUUCUCAUAUUCAUUCAGUGCGUUAGUAGACCAUUCGAACUCGCAGCAUCAGCAAGCGGACGUCUUUUGUUACCAUUACAGAAGGAUUAAUCAAAGCAUUACAUGUAAAAGCAGCGGUCGUCUCUGCGUGCGACUUCUCCCACCUGUAGGCAGCCUCAGGCAGUGAGCAACGGUGCGUUGAUCAAUGACGGAUUUCUUCCCAUAACUCAAAGUGUAUCUACUUGUGACUUAUCCAGUGAACGUAGCUGCAAGUCACGAGAGACGUAAUCCCGAUCUUUGAAAGGAGGUUGAAGUUACGACAGCCGGAAUACCAAUAGAAAUAUCAAUUUGCGAGGUAACUGGCAGUGCUUCGGCGACCGAUAUGUUAUUCCAUUUGCCAAACGUAGUGUAGAGAAGAAAUCUGGUCUACUCGUAGGUACCAAAAAAGAGAAGGACAGUCCUCGCCAAAGCUAACGAAGCAACGUAUAAACAACAAGUCUACGUGGAAAGAUUGCCAACUGAUUCGAAUUCUAUAUUGCCAAGAUGGGUCAGUCGCCGGUUAGUUCUUAUCUGACAGUUGUGGCGUUUGCUCUGGCAGUAUUCGGAAACUUUUGGAACUUGUCCUUGGGAAACCAAACCAUAAAAUAUUUGCAGAUGCCCGGAGUGGCUCCCGAACAGAAGGAUACAUACCUCUGUGUCGGGUUUAAGAUGCCUGAUGAGACAAAAUAUGUCGUCGGAUUUUUACCAAACGCGACCGCGCAUACUGCUCAUCACAUCCUCGUCUAUGGCUGCUCAAUACCCGGCUAUCAUCAAAGAGACACUCCGCGUGCCAUUUGGGAUUGCGGAGAAAUGACAGGCGGUCAAAGUAAAUAUCGUCGAGCUCCCGUUUGUGCAGAUGGCAGCCAAAUUCUUUACGCUUGGGCGCUGGAUGCUCCUCCGCUUAAGUUACCAAAAGGCGUCGGAUUUAAAGUUGGCGGGAACUCCGGAGUUAAUUUUCUUAUUUUACAAGUCCAUUAUGCGGAUGUAUCUUCCUUUGUGAAUGGUAAUAGAGAUCACUCAGGAAUUUCGUUAGAAAUGGUCGACGGGUCAUCUGGAGUUGUUAAACGACGUGCGGGUAUUUAUCUUUUAGGCACAGGAGGAAUGCUUCCGGCUAAAAGAGAGACCCAUCUGGAGACGGCCUGUAAGAUUGACGAGGACGUCACCAUGUUCCCGUUUGCCUUCCGCACACAUACUCAUAAAUUAGGCCUUGCGGUCUCUGGGUGGAAGGUGGCUCGUGAUCCGUCAUCAAAGAGGAAUCAGUGGACGUUGAUUGGAAAAAGAAAUCCUCAGCUGCCACAAAUGUUCUACCCUCUGAACGAGCCGUUGAAAAUUAAGAAGGGCGACGUGCUGGCAGCACGGUGUACGAUGUUCAACUUCCGUGAUCAUACUACUUUCAUCGGGAUCACGAACAAUGACGAGAUGUGUAACUUCUAUAUCAUGUACUAUGUUGAUGGUGACCGCAUUCUCGAUGAGAAAUAUUGUUUCAGCGCGGGCUAUCCUUCAUAUGACUGGGUGUCCGAUCCUCGUAUCAUCACCGUUCCCAAUUGGGUGGACAAAAGCGCAAGUAAACUUGACUGAGCUAAAUGGCCACAAAUGAAUAGACGUUAGUUUCGAUUUCUCUAAAAAAAUCAGGCAGUUGGAUUGAAUUUGGAUGAAAAGCUUUAUUAUACUUGCCAACGGCUUUCCGAAUCGGACUAUUUUAUUUUUUUGUCGGCUAUAGAUAAAGACAGAACUACAUACUGCAGAUAUAGAUGUGUUAAAGGGCGCUUGUUUUUGUGUUGCGCCUAUCAUAGGUUUAAAGAAACUGAUAGUUCUUACAGUUUUACAUAACGCAAGUUUAAGCAAGUAUAAAUACAAAUUUAAAAAAACGAAUAUAAAAAAAAAAUAUCUAGAUUUUAGCCAAGAAUUGAGCUUUUUUUCGCAGUGUAAAAAACCCUUAAUUAGGCCAUAUCGAUGCUUGGAACUAGUUACAGCGAAGACGAGUACACUGUCGGACAAGAUCGAACCAAUGGACCAGAUGAAAAUGAAACAGUCAUCGAUUAUCGCUUAAGCGCAGGAGGUGCAACAACUUACUGUGAUGUAGAAGAAAUUUUGAGGACUGAAUAUGGAAUACGGCAGGUUACACUGAUCGAGUUUUGGACCGAAGUUCUCGUAACAAAGUGGCUUAGAGUAUCCCCUUAAAGAAUAACAAACUUAUAGAAAAUUUUUUGCUCGUCACAUGUAUCUUCAAGUGGGAAGCAGCGUUUGGCUAAGAAGUAAUAAUCCUACACAAAUGGGUGUUAGGAUCAAGCGAUCAGAGUAAUCGUGAAUAUUUAACGAAACGUGGUGGUUGUCAAAGCAAAAA
Varroa destructor (honeybee mite) is the source of this 3051-nucleotide messenger RNA. It is a transcript of the gene Phm, whose product is annotated as Peptidylglycine-alpha-hydroxylating monooxygenase. Gene Ontology annotation, cellular component: extracellular region. Lineage: Eukaryota; Metazoa; Arthropoda; Arachnida; Mesostigmata; Varroidae. The record is from RefSeq and is a predicted model, not a curated record. Gene Ontology annotation, molecular function: copper ion binding; peptidylglycine monooxygenase activity.